AUGGAUGACAAGACAUCUUCAUCGGCAAGACCAAAAACUGUUGAUUUGGAUGCACCUCUUCAUAACCUAGGAUUUGAGUUUGAAGAUAUCUCAGCAGUGAAAGUUUCUGGAAAUCUUCAUCUUACCCAAAAGUGUUGUCAGCCAUUUAAGGUGCUUCAUGGAGGUGUAUCAGCGUUGAUAGCAGAAUCUCUGGCAAGUAUUGGAGCACAUAUUGCUUGUGGUUAUAAAAGGGUUGCAGGGAUUCAACUUAGCAUCAAUCAUUUGAAAUCAGCUGUGAUUGGUGACUUUAUUCAUGCUGAAGCCACACCUUUGACUGUUGGCAAAUCCAUUCAGGUGUGGGAUGUGAGAAUCUGGAAGAUUGAUCCUUCAAACUCAGAGAACAGAUUGUUGAUAGCAUCUUCUAGAGUUACUCUUAAAAGCAACAUGCCCGUUCCAGAAAAUGCAAAAGAGGCCGGCGACAAGCUAAAGAAACAUGCAAAAUUGUAA
Molecule: messenger RNA, 486 nt
Organism: Lathyrus sativus (Indian pea)
Lineage: Eukaryota; Viridiplantae; Streptophyta; Magnoliopsida; Fabales; Fabaceae
Source: the annotation of a GenBank genome assembly